Fraxinus pennsylvanica is the source of this 894-nucleotide messenger RNA. The record is from the annotation of a GenBank genome assembly. NCBI's taxonomy places the organism in Eukaryota, Viridiplantae, Streptophyta, Magnoliopsida, Lamiales, Oleaceae.
AUGAUGUCUCAAGUUGAUCUUGAAAACCUAAAUGACAAGAAAAUUAUCUGUGAAACAUUGGCAAAUGAAGAUUUACCAAAGAAUGAAGAGACCCCAGACGCUGGUGAAGACUCCGUUGACGUACAGCCGGCGCUGGACUAUCCACCGGAAUCUUUCUGGCUUUCGAAGGACGCAGAAUAUGAUUGGUUCGAUCGCAACGCAUUUUACGAGCACAAAGAAUCCAUCAGAGGCAACUCAAAUUCCACCAACUUGAACCCAAGUAUCAACCCGAGUUCGAACGCAAGUUCUCAACGGAUCCCGGUUAAUCUUAAAUCCAAGGCAUCGAUUAUUGGAUUGCCCCAAACCCAGAAAACUACUUAUGUUGAUUCUAAGAGAAGGUAUUGUAAACGGACUAAUAUAAGGCUGUUUCCGAAACGGUCCGAGUCCGUAGGGAAGACAUCCGUCUCGGUGGUUGAGCCGUCUUCGCCCAAGGUUUCUUGCAUGGGAAGAGUUAGAUCAAAGCGUGGGAGGAGGUCAAAUUCGUUGAAAAAGUAUGAUAAACCGGCGGAGAAAACAAGGACCUCUGGAGAGAAACAAAAAACCGGGUUCUAUUCUAAGCUAAUGUGCGUCAUUUUGUGCAUGAAGGACCAUAACCAGCCGGUCCGAUCGGGGAGUCGAAGAGUGGUGGUGGAGGAGACUGUAACGGCAGUUGAGCCUCAAAGGAAGAGCGUGAGUGUAAAACUACGCGAGAUCCCGGUAAGUGAUGAACCGGUGGCUGAGCCGCCUGGUUUGGGAGGAGUAAAAAGGUUCUCGUCCGGCCGGAGAUCGGGGUCUUGGACUGCCGAGGACUUAAAUCAGGCGAUAUCGAAGUCGUUGCAGUUAGAUCGGCGCGGGGACUCCACGGGUGAAAGUUGA